Sinocyclocheilus grahami is the source of this 1735-nucleotide messenger RNA. RefSeq names its product ribosome biogenesis protein wdr12. Gene Ontology annotation, biological process: maturation of LSU-rRNA from tricistronic rRNA transcript (SSU-rRNA, 5.8S rRNA, LSU-rRNA); ribosome biogenesis; maturation of 5.8S rRNA from tricistronic rRNA transcript (SSU-rRNA, 5.8S rRNA, LSU-rRNA). Bases 109 to 1377 code for a protein of 422 amino acids. The transcript is spliced from 13 exons. Gene Ontology annotation, molecular function: protein binding. The record is from RefSeq and is a predicted model, not a curated record. Gene Ontology annotation, cellular component: PeBoW complex; preribosome, large subunit precursor. Lineage: Eukaryota; Metazoa; Chordata; Actinopteri; Cypriniformes; Cyprinidae.
CACCCGCAAGCAUUGGGGAACCACAUGGUGGCAAAGUGUCUCCAUACAGAGUGAAGUUCGCCACGGAUCAGGUGUGUUUUCUAAAUAGUUACAGUCUAACAAGAUAAAAUGUCGCAGGUACAGGCCCGGUUCUUCACCGAAAACAAAAAGUAUCUGAUAGAUGAUGUUCCGUUCUCCAUCCCUGCUGCCUCGGAGGUGGCGGAUCUCAGUGGUGUCAUCAACAAGCUGCUGGAAGCCAAGAAUGAUGGACACAAACAUGUCGAGUUUGAUUUCCUGGUUCGAGGUCAGUUUCUCCGCACUUCACUGGCCAGUCACAUGGAGAAAGAGAACAUCUCAACGGAAGAAGUGGUGGAAAUAGAAUAUGUCGAGAAGUUCACAGCCCCACAGCCGGAGGAGUGUAUCAUGCAUGAUGACUGGAUCAGCUCGGUGGAGGCAGAUUCUGAAUGGAUCCUCACAGGCUCUUAUGAUAAGACUGCACGGAUUUGGUCUAUGGAAGGGAAGGCUGUGAUGACUGUGGCUGGACACACUGAUGUUGUGAAGGAUGUAGCCUGGGUGAAGAGAAAUGGUCUGAGCUCUCUGCUCCUGACCGCAUCUCUGGAUCAAACAAUCAUGUUGUGGGAGUGGAAUUCCGAACGGAACAAAGUGGAGGCCCGACACUGUUGCCGUGGACACGCAGGAAGUGUAGACACAGUUGCCGUCGACCCCACUAGGACGAAGUUUUGCAGUGGCUCAUGGGACAAAAUGCUUAAGAUAUGGUCGGCAGUGCCAACAGUGGAAGAGGAUGAGAUCGAGGAACCCAACAGGCCACGCAAAAAACAGAAAACAGAGCAGAUGGGGCUCACACGGACUCCCCUCAUGACUUUCUCUGGUCAUAAUGAGGCAGUGUCCUCUGUGCUCUGGAUGGACGCUGAGGAGCUGUGCAGUGCAUCAUGGGAUCACACCAUCCGUCUUUGGGAUGCAGAGACUGGCGAGCAGAAGAGUACACUAACAGGCAGUAAGGUAUUCAACUCUAUCUCAUACUCUCCACUGUGUCGCCGUCUGGCCUCGGGCAGCACCGACAGACAUGUGCGUCUAUGGGACCCAAGAUCUAAAGAUGGCUCUCUAGUUCUCCUGUCUCUGACGUCCCAUAACGGUUGGGUGACAGCGGUCAGGUGGUCUCCAUCUCACGAGCAUCAGCUUGUGUCAGGAUCUCUAGAUAAUGUGGUCAAACUGUGGGACACAAGGAGCUGUAAAGCUCCACUCUAUGAUCUUGCUGCCCAUGAAGACAAAAUUCUGUGCGUUGACUGGACAGAGAAUGGGUUGAUUUUGAGUGGAGGAGCAGAUAACAAACUCUACACAUACAGAUACUCGACAUGCGUCUCGGAUGCAGGAGCGUAAAUCUCUCUUCUCUGUCACCAGUUGUCAUUUUACUUCAGGAUCAUCAUGGGAACAUAAGCAACAUCAACUUUGACAUUAUAACCCACAAAAAUCUUACUUACAAGAUAAAUAUUUGCCUUAUAAGAGACAAAUUUCUGUUUAAAUCGUGUGUAAAACCAUUCUUAUGUACACUGUCACAUUCAAAUCAGUGGGAUGCUUUACAUGUGAAUGGAUUUAAGAAUCAUUUGCACUAAUUUGAUGAGAUUCUGUUCAAAGAGUUAGGCUUAUUGACUCAUCCAGCCUCAUUCAAUUAAAUGUGACAUAUUACAUAAUGGGUUUACCAAUGAUUUACACACAAGUUAAUAAGUUUUGCUCAUGU